AUGGUGCACGUGGUCACGCCAUUCGCGCAGAUUGUCCAUAGUUUGAGGUCAGUGAGAAAUAAUUUCCUCUCACUGACCAAGUCUACAUCCGUUUUAAACAAGUUUGAAAUGAGAUUGAUUAAUUUGUCACAUGAUUUUUCAUUCGUUCAAGACCAGUUAGACAAAUUAUCUUCGGAAACGCUGGGUGAGUUGGAAUGGUGUCUGGAGCAGCUGGAGAUCAUACAGACCCAUCGGUCAGUCAGCGAGAUGGCCACGAAUAAGUUUAAAAGAAUGCUGAAUAGGGAGCUAAGCCACUUCGCUGAAUCGAGCAAGGCAGGGAAUCAAAUAUCAGAAUACAUCAGUUCCACCUUUCUGGGUGAGUUUGCUGCCUGGAACAACAACAACAACAGCAACAGCGAAAGAAAGAGUCCUAUGCUGGAAAUCACUGGCGUCAAGAGGCCUUCUAUAACUCCGCCGGCCUCUUCAAUCAUCAUGCAUCCCAAGUAUGGAGUGGAUUCAAAUGAUCCGGAACAUCUGGAUGAGAUAAUGGCGGACAUUGAUAAGUGGGGCAUUGAUAUUUUUGAAAUAGGUCAACUGACCAACAACAGGCCGAUGACAACCGUGACUUACACCAUUCUUGCUAAACGUGACCUCUUGCGCGCAUUCAACAUCUGCAGCACGACGAUGCUCAACUACCUGAUGACGGCCGAAGAUCACUACAGACCGGAAGUACCUUACCACAACGGCUAUCAUGCCGCUGACGUCACUCAGUCCUGCCAUGUUCUUCUUAGUUUGCCCGCUCUUGAGAAUCUUUUUACGGAUCUCGAAAUUCUUGCAACAAUCUUCGCCAGUUGCAUACAUGACAUUGACCAUCCUGGCUUCACGAACAACUACUUCAUAACGACAGGUUCUGACCUGGCUCUCAUGUAUAAUGACGAAUCAGUCCUAGAGAACCAUCAUCUGGCUGUCGCUUUUAAAUUAUUACAGCAGACAGAUUGUGAUUUCCUCGCUAGCCUGCCUACCAAGUCUCGGCAGAUUUUAAGAAGAAUCGUCAUAAGCCUUGUGUUAGCGACAGAUAUGAACAAACACAUGGACCACGUUGCUCACCUCAAGACCAUGGUUGAGGCCAGAAAGUUAUCAGGAGCCGACAUACUCAGCCAGGAGAACUACAGCGAUAGAUUGCUGAUCCUGCAGCACAUGAUCCACUGCGCAGACCUCAGCAAUCCAACGAAACCUCUUCCUCUCUACAAGAAGUGGACAGAUGCAAUCAUGGAGGAAUUCUUUCGACAGGGUGAUGCCGAGAGGGAACGUGAGUUGGACAUUAGUCCCAUGUGCGAUCGACUGACUGCCACCGUCGAAAAAUCACAGGUGGGUUUCAUCGACUACAUCGUUCAUCCGCUCUGGGAUACCUGGGCAGAAUUAGUUGAGCCAGGCUGUCGAGAAAUCAUAGAAUCGUUAGAAUACAACAGAGAUUGGUACUACAACGCCGUGCCU
Helobdella robusta is the source of this 1473-nucleotide messenger RNA. RefSeq lists its product as hypothetical. Gene Ontology annotation, molecular function: 3',5'-cyclic-AMP phosphodiesterase activity. NCBI's taxonomy places the organism in Eukaryota, Metazoa, Annelida, Clitellata, Rhynchobdellida, Glossiphoniidae. The record is from RefSeq and is a predicted model, not a curated record. Gene Ontology annotation, biological process: signal transduction. The annotation marks the transcript as partial. Gene Ontology annotation, cellular component: nucleus; cytosol; perinuclear region of cytoplasm. The transcript has 11 exons.